Molecule: messenger RNA, 2315 nt
Organism: Capsaspora owczarzaki ATCC 30864
Lineage: Eukaryota; Filasterea; Ministeriida; Capsasporidae
Exons: 11
Coding region: 30-2108 (692 amino acids)
Biological process (GO): cleavage in ITS2 between 5.8S rRNA and LSU-rRNA of tricistronic rRNA transcript (SSU-rRNA, 5.8S rRNA, LSU-rRNA)
Cellular component (GO): nucleus
Molecular function (GO): polynucleotide 5'-hydroxyl-kinase activity
Source: RefSeq, a predicted model, not a curated record
UUUUGAUUCAGAUUCGACGACCUCCAAACAUGCGAGUCGUCCCGUUGGUGCUUCCACCGAUCGCCACCAAAUCAGCAGCACCACCACAACCACCCACUCCAUCCUCAUCAUCAUCAUCAUCAGCACUCGUCGCGGAUCCAGCUGCUGCCGUCGAGCCUGCGACCACUGCGAUCGUGCUGUCUCCUGGCGAGACAUUCAUCUUUCUAGGCGAACUGCGGCUCUGCGUGCUGGCGGGACAGCUGGCUGUGCUCGGGAGCGUGCUGCGAUCGCCCCAGCCGACCUCCGCCGCCGCUACCACCAGCACCGCAGUCCAUCACGCGUCAUCCAGUGUGAAAAGCAAGACCAAACACACCCAGGAACGGUCGACUGGCGCCAAUCACACGCCUUCGUCGAGCACCGCAGCUCCACGAGGACCAAUCUCGCUCCGAUGGCAUCCGUUGCAUUCAACGCUGGCAGCGAGUCUCACCACUUGUACCGCUCUCAAUCCAACGGAAAACGAGCCAACGACCACGCACAAUGCAUUCGCCAAGAGCUCGCGCGCUCGUCGGAUGAGCACUAGCGAGCCAAUGGACGUAAACGGCACACCGCUUCAAUCCGACGACGAGCACGAUGAAUUUGCCAGGUGGCAGGAGCGUGUUGCGACCGCCAUUCCAUCUAUAGCUACGACAGACACGGUGCUGCUUGUGCAAGCGUACAUUUCGGCUGCUCGUCGCGUGACGACUGCGCUUGGCCAGGCGUACACAGUGUUUGGAUCCCAGCGUCAAUUCCCGUCCGAUUUGAGUUUCUCACUGCACAUCGAGUCUGCUUUUGGACUCCGUUUGGAUCACCGGAUACCCUUGUUCAGUGUUCCGCCGUCAUGGUCCCAAUUGGCGGACGGACUCGUUGCGCACAGAUAUUCUCGACCUGAUCCACCUGUUAUUCUUGCAUGCGGUGGCAAAGAUGUCGGCAAAUCGACGCUGUGCCGAUUCUUAGUGAACGUAUUGCUCGACCACUACCCAGCGGUGGCGUAUAUCGAGACCGAUCCUGGCCAAUGCGAGUUCACACCUAGCGGCUUUGUGGCCCUCAAUAUUGUGACAGAGCCUUGUUUUGGUCCAUCCUUCACGCACUUGCAGCAACCAGACCUCGCGUUUUGCAUUGGAGAGUCGUCGGCGAAAUCCGACCCAGAGGCCUACCUUGAAGCCGUUCUGGCAUUACUCGAGCAAUACCAAGAGCUCGCAGCUACACAACCCCAGCUUCCUCUAAUUAUCAAUACGCAUGGAUGGGUCAAAGGUCUUGGACUCGAUCUCAUUCUCGAUGUCCUCUGCUUUAGCCGUCCAUCCCACAUUGCACAGUUCUUUACCAACAUGCCCGCGAAAAACUUGCCCAUUCUGGACACUGACAUUCUCCAGGCACCCGUCUCACGCAUUCUCUCGAACGCUGGCGGCGUCGCGUUUCCUCCCAUGCACGAGGCACCGGCGAUUCACCAAAUGCUCAGGACCCCUUGGUCGGCCGAAUCCACCUCGGGCAUUCCUGUCCAUCAGCGCGUGACGUUGCCGCCGCCUCUCGGAGCAAACCAGCUCCGCAAUCUUCAAUUUUCCAUCUACUUCCUGACACUGCAAGACUCGGGCGUUGUUGACGGCAAUUUCGAGGAGAGUUCCGUCGCAGAGUCGCUCUUGCAUCUCGUCCCGUACGCGGUUCCGUGGUCUGCAGUCCAACUGCGUGUCAUGCACGCAGAGGUUCCGCCCAGCCAAGUUCUGUUUGCGUUCAAUGUCAGCGUGGUAGGCUUGCUCAAGCAUGACGACAGUGCCCUCGCCUUUGAUCUCGGCGAGUUUAGCGCGACCUCGCCCCAAAUUCUUGCCUCCACUCCACAAAGCCCCUGCAUUGGAUUGGGAAUUGUUCGUGGCAUCGACCCAGUCAAUCAGCUCUUUUACAUUUCAACCCCCGUCCCACUAGCGUUGCUUGGGCAUGUUGGUAUUCUGACGCGAACGAGUCUUGAGCUUCCAACGACGUUGUUGCUGAAGGAAUCACUCGCGGAUGCUCCCUACAUGACCUUUGCCUUCCCUUCCAUUCUGGCCGGUGGAGGUGUUCGGAAAAACCGCAAAAACCUGCAACGGCGCAAGAACGAAUAGCCGCUCGCUUGCUCGCUCUGAUCAUACUGAAUGUGUUUUCGUUUUGUUUUGUUGUGGCUUUUGCGUCAAAAAAGCUGCACAAAGAGUACUGUUGCUACACGGUGGUUGGGCUUGUGUUGCGGUCGGUGAAUUGAUUCUCUCGUGGUUCAAAUGCUCCAUUCUCACUGUUCAUCCAAAAGCACCACACAAUUGUUCAUUACAAUUUCC